Candidula unifasciata is the source of this 1013-nucleotide messenger RNA. The record is from the annotation of a GenBank genome assembly. Lineage: Eukaryota; Metazoa; Mollusca; Gastropoda; Stylommatophora; Geomitridae.
AUGUAUGCCAAUGGGCGGCACACAAAUGUUAGAAAUAUAAAGAAUACAAACAUAGAUCGAGAAAUGUUUACGACAGAAAGUCCAAUCACAGAAAACUGUACUUUCCCUUACAUUGAUCCUCUGGAUCCAGCCAUUAUGGCUUUAGCUAAAGUAUAUCCUACAAUUAAUUGCCAGCAGGGAAUCCCCCAUUUGGUCUAUCUAGACAGAAAUACAAUCAAGGUCAAUCAUUCCAAAACUGCAUUUUUCCAGAAAAACAAUCAAACCUUUAAUGAAUGCAGAUAUAAAUCCGUGGACAGGAAGCAGUGGUCUGACUUCUGGACUGUGGUCUUAAAUACGAGUGCCGGGUUCAACGACUCCAUCACUCUUAGGGACGGUGAUAAUUAUGUCAUUGUAGAGUGCUAUGAUAAUCACAAAGUCGUGCUUACGCGGUCCUACUUCACGUUGAUUCGUCCCAAGAAAGACGUGGAGAAGCUACUGCAGGAUAAUCUGAAGAAGCACAUCAGUGAAUUCGCGCCCAAAGAAGUUUUGAGUGUGUUGCUUAUUGGCAUUGACGGAAAUUCCAAACAAAAUUUCCAGCGUUUAAUGCCAAAGACCAGAAAUUUUCUUCUCAACGACCUUAUGGCCAUUGAACUUCAUAAGUACAACACAGUCGGGGGUACAACUAUCGACACGGUCGUUCCUAUUCUCACAGGACUUCAUUUCCGGGAACUAAAACGAGGUAACUGGACAGAGAAGAAACAUUUUGAUAGCAUCAACGACCUGUUCUUGUGGAGUGACUUUCGGAAAGCUGGAUACAGAACUGGUAUUUUCUUUGACCACGCACGGAUCACCGCCUUCCACUACCUGAAGCCAGGGUGGACCACAUUACUGGAGAUGGAAAAAGAUAAACUAAUGAGAAGUAAUGGCGGGCGGUGUGUGGGAGAUGUAGCGGAGAUAACUCUGAACCACAACUUCUGGAUUCAGAUGGCCUCCACGUUCAACAACUCGAAAAAUCAACCAUAUUUUGGCUACAG